Molecule: messenger RNA, 5132 nt
Organism: Exserohilum turcica Et28A
Lineage: Eukaryota; Fungi; Ascomycota; Dothideomycetes; Pleosporales; Pleosporaceae
Exons: 3
Coding region: 132-5132 (1666 amino acids)
Biological process (GO): regulation of transcription by RNA polymerase II
Cellular component (GO): mediator complex
Molecular function (GO): transcription coregulator activity
Source: RefSeq, a predicted model, not a curated record
GUUGCAGUCGCGCGCGACGCGUCGAGCGGCCCGCAGCGCAGUUGAUGGAAAAGCUGUACAGCGCCGUCGCCGGAGUGAACAUACGUCGCGAAUACCACCUGAAUGUUCCGUAGAGGGCAGCCGUCUCUCUAAUGGAAUUUCUCAAGACCUGCUCUACCAAUGCGCAAGCUAUAGGUGACUUUGAAGCCAUUGCAUACCAAGCCAUCUCCGUCACACGCACCACCACCACUACCACUACCACCACAUCUGCAUCCUCCAAAGCACGGCCCUGGCCUGCCUCCGAAGAUGUACGCGCCGCCGAGGCGGAGCUGCGCCAUGCACUUCACCUGGUCGCGCACGACGCCUCCCGCCCGUGGCUGUGGCUGUUCAAGCCCACCACGGUCGACAAGAUAGGACAGACCAGCAUCCAGCUCCCCGACCUCGACGGCUACCGCUUGCAGCGCGAGCACACGGGAGCCAUCAAGGCCAUCGAUCUAGUCCGCCCACCCAUGCGCCCGGGCACCCCACACACCACCGCUGCCUCCAACCAGCCCCCAUCAACAAACGCGCCCCAACGAGGCCCGCAAGGUGUGGCCCCAAGGCAGGCGCAGGGCAACACACAGGCACAAACAUCUGCCGAUCCGCCUCAGCCUCCCGACUGCUUCACUCUGUACGAGCUCUUCACAUCGGCCGUCAUUGCAUUGGUUUCGUUCCAAGUCGUCAAGAAUUGCGAUGUAGUCGCCUUGAACUACCGCACAUUUGUGUCCAAGGCCACCAAGCAGAUUGGCGAUGCACAGGCAGAUGCUGAUUCGCAACCAGAGUUGCAGCGCCUUACCAGCAUACAUGCACACUGGACGAGUUCGGGCACCCUACUGCUAUCCACCUUCACCGACAAAAAUCACCUCAUCCGUUGUUUGAGCAGCGUCUCGACGCAGCUCGAGGAGAGACAGCUUACUGGCAGAUGCAUUCGGGUAGCACCCAACGGCUUACUCGCCACCAUCACGAGCUUCGAAGACCCCCUAGAUUCUGUCGCCGAGGAAACUGGCGUCCGCCACCGAAAGCGCACCAAAGUAACGACUCUCGAGCAGAACAUCGAAAAAUGGAAGACAAGCGUCAGGCGCUGGCUGAGCUGGAAAGGCUACGCCUUGCCUGACUUGGAGAAGAGAAGCUCGUGGGUCAGAAUACGUACCACGUUGAUACCAACCUCUACGGUCUCGAGUCCAGCUUCUGUGGCCCCAGAGCGAGACGUGCUAUGGCCGCGAGCACUAUGCUUCUUCCACGUGACCGAAGAGCCAGACGCAAUCGCCGCCGGAAUCAACGUCUCUGAUUCCAACGUAGUUAGGUGGUUUGAGACGCCAGAAUCCACAGGCUUCAAAGACCCGCUCGACGUUGCGCAGGAAUGGUUUCUGGGCAAGCCGGAUCGCGACAAGAUUCUCGAAGCACGAAGAAAGGCCAAAAAGGCAGAAGAAGAUGCCGCCCGUCGCAAAGAGGAACACCCCAGUCUGCAUCCAUCAUCACCGCUGAACGCUCGAACAGGCGCCUAUGGCGACUUACAAGCAGUGGGCGGUGUGUAUCCUACUCCUCCGGACGGAAUUGCUCCCGGCACUGGCGUUUCCUACAGCGACACCCCUAGUGUGUCUGGUACAGCUUCCAACGUCAUACUAGCCCCUGGAGGCAACAACCCUGCCAUCAACCUCUCGGCUCCACCGCAAAACACCAAGGCGGACGAUCAACAGAUGAUCACUACGUCUCCAGCCGUUCCUUCAGCAGCAGACAACUUUAACACAUCUAGCGGCAACGAUGAUUUGUUUGAGGACAUGGACGAGGAUGGCUACGGCGGCGACCGCAUCAACGACACUGAUUUUGACUUUUUCGAUGGCCCCGACAAUGACGACGUUGACAUGCUAGACGCACCAGCUCUACCCGAGCAAAAUGCACCACCUGUUGAUGUUAUACAAGACCAUGCGUCUGGGGCCGUUACCGAAUCUCAUCCCCAAGAUGAAAUGUCCGAUCCUUUUGCGGCUCUCGAAAACGCACUUGCCACAGCGUCUGAACCUCCAAUGGCUCACGACGACGUCAAAGGUAAAGACCGUGCCGAUAUGCGAGCACCCAAGAUUGAAGAUACUGGAUUUUCCGACAGCAAAAAGUUGUCACCAACACGUCGAAACGUGUCUUUUUCUAAAGCGCCUACGCCACCUCUUAGCCCCAGCAAGAUCUUGAAAGCGCUAGAGCCAUCUCCGACCAAAAGGUCUGCAUCGCGUACCCGAGCAGAAGGCGCUGUCGAUGGCUACCGCGAUGCUCAAUUCGACCCGGUUGCAUUCAAUCGUAAGAUGAGCCUGUCGGAUGCAAAGUAUCAAGGUGGACGGUUCAGUGCACAUCGCCCCAGAACUGGGGAUCGCCAAAGGGAGCCCAGUCCUACUCCUACCCUGGGGACUAUAGCUUGUCAACCAAAAUUUUCCAGAGACUUUCCUCUGCUUUCCAAGCUUCGUCUCGCAGCAGGUAUUGCAUCUGCAAACAGAAUACCCGAGAUUGCAUCUCUAGCUCGUGCGGCUAGUGUAGACUCGGAUUCUUCCAGUGAGACAUCAGAUGUAUUCGACGAAGAUUCCGGAGACGAAGAGGCAGAGGCGAUGCCUGCUGUUGUCACGACUAACAUCAUUAUGCCCGCGAAGAGAAAAUUGCAAAGUGAGGGCAAUGCUACUCCACUGUCGGUAACAUCGUUUGCAGAUUCACUAGGCGGUGACUGGAUGGAAUUGUACGGAUUACAUCUAGACGAAGCAUGUCUCAACACCUUCGAACCAAGUCUGUGGGAUUGGUCAUUAGUCAAUGUUCCCGGCCCAGCUGAACGACUUGUAGCAGGGGCACGAUACAGUCUUCCUGCUUUGCUCCCCAGUCCUGCGCAGAUGCCCGAUACCCCUACUUCACAGCCUGAUCCCACAUACGAAGUGCCAGACGAAAAGCCUUUGAGUGGUAAAGAAUGCAUCUCCAUCACACAGAUUGUGACUGACCAGAUUGUCUCUACAACACUCGACAUGCUUGGGGAGGACUCACCUAUCAGAAGCGAACCCACCAUGGAUCCUGUGGCAGAGAAGCCUUGGAACAGCGUCAUCAAAGAGAUCUUUCCAACCGCUGCAGACUGUGAUUUGCCUACACUUGUUGGCGUCCAUGAAGUGUUCCAGGACUAUGCAGCUUUGGCCAAGGCACAGCAACGACCUCCAGCACGAAAGAACGAUGGCCCAGCAAUCACAGGGAGCCACAUGUACCAAAUUCAAGCACCGUUCCUGCGAGUGCGUCGUGCGGAAACGCACUGGGACUUGCUGCCACCUGCGGUAGCAUUCUGGGAGCCUCUAGGACUCUCACCUAUCAGCACCCAAAAGAACAUUGUCGCGUUCUGUGUGUACCCACACAGCGAUGCUAUUCGCCCAUGCUUGGAAAACUUUCUACUCAACCUGCAGCUCGCCUACGAUGGCUGUAAACUAGGCAGUCAUAGUCGAGUCGAGACGGUCGUGGAGUUUGAAGGCGGCCUUGUACCCGUCAAGGCAACAUCGGCCAUCACACCGCGGGACUCUUUCAAGCUUCUCAAAGAAACGUGCAUUCAGCUUGGCAAACUCCUCGCUCUUCAGCAUAGCAAGAUACGCGAGCAGCAGCAAGACUCAAAGGUCGAUGCUUUUGUCAUCUACAUGAUUGAUCCUUUCGGUGGGCCAUCGGCAGUCUGGGAGCUCUGUUCAGCUUUCUGGGCGCUUUUCCAGGCUUAUACCCAGGUCCAUCCAGGACGUACAGACCAACCACAGAAGCCGGAUGUUGUGUUACAGAUCAUUCCCAUCAAGUACAUUUCCUCGUUUGAUACCCCGGUCGUCCUCGACCCAUCUACUUACUUUAGCCUUGCACGAGAAGUCUACGACCGCUGCCCGCCAAGCGCACCCAGUGGCGACAAGACGUCCCUCAGUAUAUACAAAGCGCCCGCGUUCCAUCUAGAAGAGAUCUUGCCACGCAACAUCCCUUUCAAGCUUAUAUCGGAGCCAGCCCAGGAUCUGCUGCGAGAAAACACCUACAUGCAUCUCGGCUACGCCAUCAGUCUCGAUGGUACCUGGGUUACCGCCGCAUGGACAGACAGCUGUGGCAAGUCUCAAGCAGUCGUCUCCUACCACCUGGGAACACGUAUGUUUCGAGAAAUUGCAAAAGAGAUCUGGCAAACGACUAUCGAGAUACUGCAAUCCCGAAGAGUUAAUUGGCGCGUCUGCAUCGCCAAAGCCGGUGUACUCGAAAGGGAAGAGCUCGAGACAUGGGUAUUCCUCAUCUCAUGUCCAACGCAGAUCAACGUAUUUGUGACGUUGCUUACGGCAGUUGAUGCCGAUCCGCCGUACCAAUUCACACCUACUGUGUCCACUCAAAACACAGCGACCGGCGCUGGCGCAACCACACCAGUUUCAACACCACAGGCCGGAGUGUCACCCUCUGAUCCAGGGCCAGGCCUGACGCCUGCUGCAACACCAGCCGCGGAUCCAACAGCCACCGACCCAACAGCCGAUCCCGAAGCACGUCUCGUGGAUGUAACUGACGACACGUGGGGUAUAAUUCUUGCCCACCGUUUGCACAACUCAUACUCGUCAACUCAAUUUAGCCCAGCACUGAUAUCCGGUCUACUCGUCAAACGCGGCGAAACAAUUCAAACAUCCAACAGCACUGCGCAUCCCAUUCCCGAUCCAGAGCAAGGACCCAUUGUCGUGGCCGUCAAUUUCCUCUGGAUCGGUGCCGUAGGCUCAUCUCGCAAUGCCACCAACUCCCCUUUUCCACCUACUUCUUCGUCCGCUACACCCUCCAGCUCUUCUUCAGACCUCCCCAGUCCGGGCGGCUCCAAUCUCCCCAACCCAUACGCCAGUAACCCUGGUACCCCGCAAAGUCCGGGGCCGGGCCAAGAGGGCCAGAGAAGCACAACUAGUCUCAUGUGGACGCCUACGCCGCAGACGAGAACUACAGCUGAGGGAUUGCUCAAGGAAGUCCUGGGCCAGUUUAGGGCGUUGGGCUUGUUGGCUAAGUUGAGAGGUAUGCGAGGCACGCGUAAUGGAACCGUGCCUUGGCAUGUAGCUGCUGCUAAGAGGGGAGUUGAGGGGCUAGGCAAGAUUGGUGGUGGUGGUAUCAACGGUACUAUAGCAUGA